Penicillium diatomitis is the source of this 984-nucleotide messenger RNA. RefSeq names its product kinase-like domain-containing protein. The transcript has 3 exons. The record is from RefSeq and is a predicted model, not a curated record. Lineage: Eukaryota; Fungi; Ascomycota; Eurotiomycetes; Eurotiales; Aspergillaceae. The coding region runs from base 1 to 984 and encodes 327 amino acids. Gene Ontology annotation, biological process: spliceosomal complex assembly; protein phosphorylation; regulation of mRNA processing. Gene Ontology annotation, molecular function: ATP binding; protein kinase activity.
AUGUCUCGCCUGAUCUGGCGCCUGCGACAAUGCCCCCUGUUUCGGCGUCCUGCUUCACCCGUGCGUCAAUUUGCACAAUCAAAUUUUCAACUUCUCGAUUCAAGCACAUUGCUUGAGGAAGAAACGCUUCCGUGGUAUACACAGAGUCGCUUUUAUCCUGUACAAAUUGGUGAAGUUCUUCACUCCAGAUACCAAGUCAUUGGAAAGUUAGGGUUCGGGGGUUACUCGACGGUUUGGCUUGGCAGGGAUCUCCAGCAACAUGUUUACGUCACAUUGAAGGUGUUUGAGCGCCAGUCAACCGAAAGCAGAAGAGAAAUUGAAGUCUAUGAUCGCCUCAAUAAUGCCAGUUCAACCCACGCGGGCGCCAUGUUUGUUCGCACGGCGCUGGAUAAUUUCCAGAUUGGCCCAGCAGAUGCUUACUAUCCAUGCCUCGUCCACAAACCUCUAGGCAUAAGUCUGUAUGACCUUCGAAAUCAAUUUGCAGCAAAAAUACUCCCUGAAAAAAUACUCAAAUUGACUUUGCACCAUAUCCUACUUGCCCUGGAUUUUCUGCAUACGGAAGCUGACAUUGUUCACACUGGUAUGAUUACUCCAAUAUCUUCCAAAAAAAUCAGGCCUGAUUCAAUUUUUAAUAUCAUGCUUGGGAUUGACGAUGUUUCGAUAUUGUCCGAUUUCGAGGAGGAGGAGAAAUCCAAUCCCAGCCCUCGGAAGAUCACCGGGGAUCGGGUGAUCUAUUCUUCUCGGAGCCUCAGAAGAACGAAGCAACAUGGCCGGCCUGUCCUGUGUGAUUUUGGUCAAGCUCGAUUUGGAUCCUCUCAAUAUUCUGGUGACAUUCAACCUUAUAUUUAUCGAGCUCCAGAGGUACUCCUCCGAAUGUCUUGGGAUCGAAAAGUCGACAUUUGGAAUGUGGGAGUCGUUGUAAGCAGGCAUCUUUCUGCCUUUUGCUUGAUUAGAUUAUGUUCACUGAAAGAUUACUCCGACUAA